UCUAGUCAUCCGGAACAGGGGGCGGUGUACAGGGUGAGGGUGAGACUCGUGAUUGUGCAUAUACAUCAUUGCCGGCCACGUCAACACAAGAUGUCAUGUUCAGGAAAUGCAGUUCACAAGGUUAUGGCACAUGUGACCUUUUCAUCCAGGUUGACUUGCUGUUCUCAUCUAUGUGACUGGCAAUGAUGUUUGUGUACUUUAACAGCACUGAAGCAGUUAUCAAACCGAUAGAAAUAUGCCACCAAUGUUCUCAUAUUUGAGUUAGAGUCAGAUGUUUAAUAGCUUAACUAAAGUCAGAGUGAGCCAGUUUACCCAGGCACUCAUUUCUCUUUUGGUAUGUAUCGCCAACAAAUGGCUUUGAUUUGGACCUCUCUUCAAGUGCAAUAAAAAUAGUUUAUAUUGAUCCAUUCAGAGAAACACAGCAGAAAGAUUUUUGCAUCAUAGCUCAAAAGCGAAAGUGAAAUAUUAUUCCGUAGAAUAAUUUUGAGCAUGCAUUUGCUGAUCAGUGUGUUUGUGGGAAUUACUUUGUGGAGUUGUGGGUGCCAUUCAGAAGAUGCAGACUUCAAAGAUUGGCGGGGAAAACUGAAAACAAUUCGGAAUGGAAUUCAUAAGAUCGAUACGUAUCUAAAUGCAGCACUGGAUUUACUUGGUGGAGAGGAUGGGCUCUGCAAGUACAAAUGUAGUGAUGGAUCCAAGCCAGUUCCUCGUUAUGCUUUUAAGCCUCCACCGCCCAAUGGAUGUGGCUCUCCUGUGUUUGGAGUUCAUUUAGACGUAGGAAUUCCUUCCAUGACAAAGUGCUGCAAUCAACAUGAUCGUUGUUAUGAUACUUGUGGUAAUACUAAACAGGAGUGUGAUGAAAUGUUUCAGUACUGCCUUUCCGUAAUUUGCAGAAAUGUACAAAAAACAUUAGGAAUGGAUGCAACUGUACAGGCUUGUGAGAACGCUGUAGAACUGCUUUUUAAUGCAAUCAUGCAUUUGGGAUGCAAACCCUACCUAGACAGUCAGAGGGCCUCGUGCAUGUGUGCUUAUGAAGAAAAAUUUGAUCUUUGAUGUGAAGAUUGAAAAAAACAAAUGUUUUAAAUAAGAACCAACUGCUCAAUUAAUCUGAAAUAUUGUUUUCUCAGGAAUUGUUUAAUUGUGUCAGAUAUAUAAUAACAUUCCAUUAUGUAAUAAAAAUGUUUACAUAAUUUAAAAUUUGAAUUAUUUACAUGUUAAUAUACCAGAUGUAUAUUUUAACACUAGUGCCCAGCAUAUUGCAGUUUCCUGCUCUUGCAUUGAGUUUAAUCUUCUGAGAUGCACCCAUUUAAACAUUUAAUGUUUAUUUUAUUCCCCCACUUUUUCCACAUGUGAAGAGGAGAAAAGUCCAAAAUCUGAAUUAAGAAACCAGUCUCAUAUGCCACCUAUUGGCAGGUUAUUGAGUGACUUUUCCACAUGACCAAUUGAGAAUAAAUCUGGACUUUGGCAGUUUUUAAAUCGAUUGUAGAAAUUGUAAAUAUAUUGAAUUUAAUUUAUUUAAAAUGGGAAGUUAAAUCAAGAUUAACUUAAUCUGAAAUAAAUAUGCCUUGCAUUGUAAAAAAAUAGACCCAGGUUACCAAACCUACUACCUGUACAAACAUAGGUUGCUUAUUUCUGUGAGCACUAGAAAUUGGAACAUGUAACAUCAGGCAGCAUCUUUAGAGGAAGAUACUGAGCUGAGGUUUUGUCUUGCUAACCACAAAUGUUUGAAAUAGUUGAACUGAUUUUUUGUUUAUAGAUUGUAUUGGUUAGAAUAGUGGGAUGCUAACUUGUGAUAUUAAUGUUGUCAAUUGAGAGAAAUGACAAUGUUGACCAGUCCUCAUCAUGAGGUAUAAAAUGUAAGAGCAAUAAAAUGGAAGAGCAAUAAAA
This is a messenger RNA of Amblyraja radiata (thorny skate), 1884 nucleotides long. It is a transcript of the gene pla2g12a, whose product is annotated as phospholipase A2, group XIIA. Gene Ontology annotation, molecular function: calcium ion binding; A2-type glycerophospholipase activity. Bases 490 to 1050 code for a protein of 186 amino acids. The transcript has 5 exons. The record is from RefSeq and is a predicted model, not a curated record. Gene Ontology annotation, cellular component: extracellular region. Gene Ontology annotation, biological process: lipid catabolic process; arachidonate secretion; phospholipid metabolic process. NCBI's taxonomy places the organism in Eukaryota, Metazoa, Chordata, Chondrichthyes, Rajiformes, Rajidae.